AUGGAAAGCUAUUCGAUUUAUUAUAAUACAUCAGAAAGUUUAAAUAAUUCUACUAUUUUGGUAGAAUAUAAAACAAAGAUAAAAAGAAAAUACCAUUUGAGCCAUGAAAAAAUCGAAGACCACACCAAAAUUUUCAUAAGUAUUCUAACAAAUCUUCUACCGAAUUUUCAUCGUCAAAGUGAUAUUCCGAACACAAAAUCGGGAAAUCUAGUCUCGAAAUCUCUGUCACAAGGCACACUUUCAUUCCAUAAUAUUACUUAUACAGUCAGUGGCACACUGCGGAAUUUUUCAUGGAAAAAAUGCUGUACAUCAUGUGUUAAAACAAAAUCUGAUAAAAACAUAUUAGACAAUGUAUCGGGUUUAUUUCCUUCAGGAUUAAAUGCAAUUAUGGAUAUUUAUUCUUUUUCGAAUUCAGGCCCAUCGGGUUGUGGUAAAUCCACUCUUCUAGACAUAUUAGCUAGUAGGAAAGAUAUGCGAUGUUUGACUGGUGAAGUGCUCAUUGAUGGUUUGCCGCCGUCAUCUUCAUACAAAUGUAUGAUUGGUUAUGUUGUUCAGGAAAAUAUCAUUUGUGAAACUCUUACUGUCAGAGAAAAUCUCAUGUUUUCCAUAAAUAUCCGUUUGCAAGAUGAUCUAAGCAAAGUGGAUCGAAUAAGUCGUGUCACUGAAGUGAUACAAGAGCUUGGCCUUGAUUCAUGUGCUAAUACAAAAGUAGGCGGUUUACUAACUCGUGGAAUAUCUGGUGGAGAACGGAAACGUACAUGUAUUGGCAUGGAACUUGUCUUGUCACCAAAAAUACUACUUCUUGAUGAGCCAACCACAGGUACAAUCAUCUUUUCUAUUCAUCAACCAGGACAUUUUAUAUUCAAACUUUUUGAUAAUAUAUUGCUGAUGUGUAAUGGCAAAAGUGUUUAUCACGGUACUCCAGAAAAUGUCUUACCUUACUUCGUCAAGCAGGGCUAUUUCCUCGAACAGUACGAAAGUCCUCCUGACUUUUCACUAGAUAUUCUAAUUAAAGUCAGCCGAAGACCAAACGAUUUAAAGAUACUACACAAUGCUUACAUGAAUUCAUCCAUGCAAGCAGAUAUUGACAAAUUUUAUAAAAAACGUAAAUAUAGACAUAACGAAAAUUCUCCUACAAGUCGGCAUCGAAAGAAAGCAGUUCGUUCUUAUGCUGCGGAAGCCUUUUAUUUACUACAAAGAACAUUACGAAAUACUUUGAGAGAUCCAGCACUCUUUCUGUCACAAAUAAUAAUAUCCAUCUUGUUAGGAAUUUUAAUGGGAUUGAUUUUUCACGACAUGGAAACAACACCUGAUAUCGGCGUGAGAAAUCGUUUGGGUGCUAUAUUUUUUAUUGUAUCCAGUCAAGCAUUAUGCUCAGCAUCAGCAAUAGGUUCUCUAAUCGAAGAACGUUCCCUUUUCAUACAUGAAAACAUGAGCGGCUAUUACCGGGUGUGGACCUACUUUUUUAUCAAAGGACAUAUUUUUGGAUCAGCACUAUGUUUUUUUCUUGCAACUGCCACACCGACUUUCGCUUCAGCCAUUAUUUCCAUGUUAUUCGUCAUCACGGCUAUGUCGAUGUUCACUGGCUUUUUGAUUGAUUUAUCGAGUAUCGAUGUUUGGUUAUCAUGGAUUCAAUGGAUAAGUGCUGUCAGAUACGCUACAAAUACGCUGAUCAUCAAUGAAUUUGACAAUAUGGAGUUUUGUCUUGCUAAUGCAACACAAAUUUGUCCGGUGACAGGAGCAGACGUGAUGAAUCAGUACAAAUUGGACUUUGCAACAACUUGGGAUACAUGGAAAUAUCUUUUUGCAUUGGUCAUGAUGACAAUCGUUCCUUUAAUGUUGGGCUACCUGCAACUUCUUUUCAUGAAAAAGACCAAGUGA
Molecule: messenger RNA, 1881 nt
Organism: Adineta ricciae
Lineage: Eukaryota; Metazoa; Rotifera; Eurotatoria; Adinetida; Adinetidae
Source: the annotation of a GenBank genome assembly